AAUCAAAUUUAAAAUUAGAAUUAUUUGAACAAACAGCAAAAAACAAUGAAUAUGAAGAAGAAAUCAUGACAUUUACUGAAUUAAUAAAUCAUAAAAGUUUUAAAGAAGAAUUUUAUGAUAUUAUUAAUGGAAGAAUAAUUUUAUAUGAAAUUGUUAUUGUCAAAGAAGAAAAUAAAAUUAAAAAAGUAAAGGGGAAAGAGAUUGAUUUUACUAAAAGAAGAGAAAAUCAAAUGGAUUGGGAACGAUCAGAUACUGACUAUGUUUAUUAUGAUUCAAAUAAACCUAUUGAAAAAUAUUUUAAUACGGAUAAAGUUAAAGUAUAUACCGAAACUGUGUUGAAACAAGCUGAAGAAGAAACAAGAUCAUUAGUAAAGAAUUUUGUUGCACGAAUGAAAAUGAUGAAUAUAGAAGUUCCAAAACCACGACUUGAAUAUUAUGUAUUGUAUAUUCAUGGUAUUAAAGAAGUAUACAAAAGAAUGAUAUUAGUAGAUAAAUUUAAUCCUAAAGAACAUAGAAUUGAUAAAUAUCAUUAUUUAAAAGAUAUUAAAUCAUUUUUAUCUGUUUGUAUGAAAUGUUCUGAGAAAAAAACUGAAGAAUGGUUAGUUAAUUAA
This is a messenger RNA of Cetraspora pellucida, 611 nucleotides long. NCBI's taxonomy places the organism in Eukaryota, Fungi, Glomeromycota, Glomeromycetes, Diversisporales, Gigasporaceae. The record is from the annotation of a GenBank genome assembly.